UCCAUAUGUACGUCAAUCAGCGAAAUAGUGACGUAUGACGUGUUUGUUUUAGGUGAGAGGGCAAGCGUGAGCCAGACGAAACUACUCAAUUUGAUACUACGCUUUAAUGGCUCUGAAUUGACACUACCUUAUAAAGACACUUUCACAGAGGAAGUGAUGUAUUAUUCCGGUAAAAGGCGAGGAGAAGAUGGAAUUGCUGCUGUCAUUGACUUCCUGUUGUCCAACGCCCGGCUGGUGCUGGGGGUCGGCGGAGCCGCGGUGCUGGGUAUUGCCACCUUAGCUGUGAAACGGUUAAUAGAACGUGCCGGCAGGCCUCCUGAUGAGAAGCCUGACAAGAAGAUGACGGACAGCUGGGAGGAGUUAAGCUUGGUUAGUGCCUCCCCCAAACUGCUACACAAGGGUAUAGAAGGAGUGGUCAUGAAACAGAUUGCUGCUGCAACCAAGAAAGCGGAGUUGUCCCAACCCAUCCCCCUGCCCUCACCUGAGUCCCAGCGCUGUGAUGCUGACCAACCUCAGAGACGGAAACGCAUGGAUCUAUGUGUGAUGACGUUUGCGGAGCGUCUGCAGCAGUAUUACAGAACACGAGUGUGUCUGUCAGCGAAGGAGGUGUCUGUCGCACAGCAGCGAGCGUUAGAUAUAGCCACAGAGAUCCAGGCCUUCCUGCACUCCAAACACCCAGACAUGCCGCUAGGAGACAUGACGCUGGCCGGGUCACUGCUCGACGACCUGCAAGUGGUUAAAGCUGACCAUGCCUGCCUGAUCGUGCCCCUACAGUUGGAGUCCAGCCUGUGGACGCCUAUUGCCGGAGAGGACACAUUUUUGGGUCACCCUCAGUACUGCAUGGUGCGUCGCGAAAACCUCGAGUACUUCCCGAGGGGGCGGAGCUACUGGGACCGACAUCUGCUGGGUGGAUACUUGUCGUCGCGGCUUGUUUCUGAGCAACUAGGCAAGACCGUGAUGGAAUCGAUGAACUGGCCCUCGCUGACCGGAACCCUGGAGUGCGAGGUCCGGCCGGUGCUUGGGUCUCCUGAGCUCAAACUAGAGAUCGAAGGGUUAACCCAAAGCAGUUACGACAGCGGAGAACGCUUCUAUAUAACAAUGUUGCCAACAGUGCGCCUUGGCGAGAUGAAGCUUACAGCGCAACGAGAGAUCACCGGGUCAUUCGACUACGUCUGGUACCAGAGCUUAUACACCAGCGAAACAGCUAGACUAGCAGCGCUUGACAAAGCAGACUCGGGGGUCAGAAGAAAGUGCCUGAAAACGCUAAAGGCGGUGUGCCGCAACUGCCCUUCGCUACGCAAGCUCAACGGCAGCCAUCUCAGCAACGUCAUUCUGCACAUGAGCGAAAAAGAAACAGACUGGUCGGAAUCGUCGUUCGCUGAUAGGUUCCAGCAGGCGAUCACAGAGCUAAUCGGAUAUCUGGAAACUGGAAUCUUGCCUAGUUACUUCAAACCUAACGUGAAUCUGUUUCAGGGUUUUACUGAGGACGACAUUGACGAGAUGGGCUUCAUGCUGUACUGUGCUGUAACCGAACCUGAGAUUCUACUGAUCUGAUUCACUCGCUGUCCUAUACACCUCCUAUACGCACAUAGUCAAACUCUCUAUGGCAACUUGCAUUAAUGCACCUUUAAACAGUGAAUGUAUAAUUACAUAUCAUUUCUAUAAGGCGUCUGUUCACGAUCCCCUGUAUGUGUAUUUCCACUUACUACUCCUUUAAGGGGAUCGAAAUGAAGAUUCAUUUAACUAUGCAGCACUUACCUAGUCAGACACUUUGCUUGGAUGUAGAUUUUAAGGAUGUGAGAGAAAGAUUUCCUGGUUUGGAUGUGUUCCGAGUUUUUUUUUUUUUUGUUAAUAACCUGUUCUGAGCUCUGCGUUGACCAUGAGUAUAUGUUCUACUAUUUUACUUUUUGGAGCAAUGGCAGUAAUCAUAGACAGUGUGAAGCUGUGUUGACUUUGAAGAAGCAAAUACUCAAUAUUAAGACAAUAAAGCAGUAAUGCAAUGCUUUUGUUGAAAACUAUUUUUUCUAUUUUUGUUAGAAACUGAGUGUUUGAUUGAGGGAAAAAAUGUGUGUUGAGAAACCUUUAUAAGUGUUCUUUUCCUUUCUGCUCACAUUUUAGCAGAAAUAAUAAAACAAAAAGUUAAUACACUACCAGUUAAAUGUUUUUGAACAGUAAGAUUUUUAAUGUUUUUAUUUUUAUUUAUUUUUUUUUUUAAAUAAGUCUCUUCUGCUCACCAAGCCUGCAUUUAUUUAAUCCAAAGUACAAUAAAAAGAGUCACAUUUUGAAAUAUUUUUACUAUUUAAAAUAUAUUUUCUAUUUUAAUAUAUUUUAAAAUGUAAUUCAUUCCUGUGAUUUCAAAGCCAAACUUUUAGCAUUAUUACAAUCCUUCAUAUUCUGAUAUUAAAUAUUCUGAAUUGCUGCUCAAAAAUCUUUUUUCCAGUUUUUUUUAAUAGAAAGUUCAGUAGAACUGCAUUUAUUUGAAAUAGAAAUCUUUUGUAACAUUCUAAAUGUCUUUAUCAUCAAUUUAAAGCAUCCUAAAUAAAAGUAUUAAUCUCUAUAAUUAAAAACUCCAAGCUUUUGAAUGGUAUAGUGUAUAAUGUUACAAAAGCUUUUUUUUUUUCGAAUCUUCGAAAAGAGUACCCAACUGUUUUAAAAUAUUAUUAUUAUUAUUAAAUUAAUUAAUAAUAAUAAGUGAACAGCAAUAUUAGAAUGAGUAAUGAUGCUGAAAAUGUAGCUUUGAUCGCAGGAAUAAAUUACAUUUUAAAAUAUAUUCAAAUAGAAAGUAGUUAUUCUAAAUAGUAAAAAUAUUUCACAAUUGUACUGCUUUUGCUAUAUUUUGGAUCAAAUAACUGCAGGCUUGGUGAGCCGAAGAGUUUCUUUAAAAAAAAAAACAUUACAAAUCUUACUGUUCAAACCCUUUUGACUGGUAAUGUAUGUGAAGCAGGUUUCCCUGUGUACAUCUUAUAAUAACUUGCCAAAAAGUUUGGUUAAAAAUAAAUAGCAGAAACAACAUUAAAAUUUCACAACAAUCCUACACUGUUGAUAGGGUUACAUGAAUUCCAAUAUGAAUUCUUGUUUGCUAUUGGGAUGCGUGUCUAAAUAAAGAGAUUGUUCACAAUUUUCA
Labeo rohita (rohu) is the source of this 3124-nucleotide messenger RNA. RefSeq names its product mitochondrial elongation factor 2 (gene mief2). NCBI's taxonomy places the organism in Eukaryota, Metazoa, Chordata, Actinopteri, Cypriniformes, Cyprinidae. Gene Ontology annotation, cellular component: mitochondrial outer membrane. Bases 157 to 1554 code for a protein of 465 amino acids. The record is from RefSeq and is a predicted model, not a curated record. The transcript is spliced from 5 exons. Gene Ontology annotation, biological process: positive regulation of mitochondrial fission; mitochondrion organization.